CACGUCGCAAUGCGCCGCUUGCAUGACAGCGGCAUGGGCGUCAAGAGGAUCGCCGCGGCCUUGAGCCGCUCCACGGACACCGUCUCGAAGCAUUUGUUCAAAAAGAACACGACCAAGAAGUCCAAGGGCCGCCCGAAGCAUUCCAUCCGCACCCCAAAAGGGUUUCUCGCUGCCCAGCGCGCUUACAAGAAGCUUCUGAAGUCCUCGGGCGGCACAAAGGAAGUGACGGCAGCCAUGCUGAAGUCCGAGAUGAAGUUGAAAUGCGACAUCAAGACAGUGCGCCGCGCGUUUGCUGAGAAUGGCUACCAGUUCCGCCCGCUGUACGAGAAGCCUGACCUUUCUGAUAGUGACAAGAAGGAGCGCCUGCAGUGGGCCCGCGAGCACAAGCACCGGAGCCCCAGCCAGUGGUCACAGUACGUCCACGCGUGCAUGGACAACAAGGUGUUCCAGGUGCUGCCCAAUGAGAAGUACAGGAAGGUGGCGGCAAAGCGCAAGGUUCGCGGGGUGUACAGGAAGCGCAAGCGGGACUUCUCCGUGGGCCACGUCAAGCCGAGCAACCCUAAGGUUCUCGGGCUGGCGCAAAUCGGAGACCGCGCCGCGGCCACUCAGCGCCAGGUUCUGAAGCAGAGUUCGGGCAAGGGCUCCGUGACCAUCGCGUGUGCCAUCGGCGCGGGCAAGGUGUUGAUGUGGCACCAGGUGGUCGGCAGGUGGAACGCCGCAGCCGCGGGGCGAAUGUACUCGGGGGCGCUCCAGCCCGCUUUGAAGAGGGCCUACCCUUCAGUGCGCGGCAAGUUCCGCGUCAUGGAAGACAACGACCCCACGGGCUACAAAUCUCGCUCGGGCAUGGCGGCGAAGAAGUCCGCUGGCAUCCAGACGUUGGACUUGCCGAAGCGGUCCCCUGUUCUGAUGCCGCUUGAUUUCGCCUUCUGGGCCAAUCUGAACAAGCGCAUGAGGGGGCAGGAGAAGGACUGGCCCGCGAGCAAGACGGAGACGCGGGCGCAGUACCUGGCCCGGCUGCGCCGCACGGCGUUGGCGACGCCUUCUGAGAACAUCCACAGCAUCAUGGGCAGCCUGCACAAGCGCUGCGGCUUGUUGGUCGAGGCGAAGGGCGGCCACUUCGCCGAGGGCGGUGGGAACUGA
Molecule: messenger RNA, 1140 nt
Organism: Prorocentrum cordatum
Lineage: Eukaryota; Dinophyceae; Prorocentrales; Prorocentraceae
Source: the annotation of a GenBank genome assembly